AUGCUUGAUGAGGGAGAGAAGGGAGAGAAGGGACAUCGUAAGCGUCCGGAUGAGACAAGCGACGAUGAUGACCCUCCGCUGGUCUUCAGGAACCCCAUGUAUAACAGUUAUCGGCGGAUAUCUGGUGAUCAUGAUGCCCACGUCCCACUGUCUCAUAUAUCGGGCAUUAAACAUCCGAUGAAAAAACCUACCUAUAUAGAUACACGCAUCUAUUCUGAUAUAUAUUAUUUUCGGAAUCUUGUGAUCAACGCAAACCCAACAGUCAGGUUCGACCAGCUGGAUUUAAAAUCCAGACAGACCACUCGAAGGCAGUGA
Molecule: messenger RNA, 315 nt
Organism: Microsporum canis CBS 113480
Lineage: Eukaryota; Fungi; Ascomycota; Eurotiomycetes; Onygenales; Arthrodermataceae
Exons: 3
Coding region: 1-315 (104 amino acids)
Source: RefSeq, a predicted model, not a curated record